Strongyloides ratti is the source of this 1302-nucleotide messenger RNA. RefSeq lists its product as hypothetical. The transcript has 2 exons. The record is from RefSeq and is a predicted model, not a curated record. Lineage: Eukaryota; Metazoa; Nematoda; Chromadorea; Rhabditida; Strongyloididae. Bases 1 to 1302 code for a protein of 433 amino acids.
AUGUUUUCAUUAAAAUCAUUCAAAAUUUUGGUAAUUAUAUUCUUAUAUAUUUUGUCAAUAGUUCAAGCUUCUGAAAAUCGUAGUAAGCGUCAAUGUAGUUGUAUGCAACAACAACAACCAACUUGUUCAUGUUCUCAAGCAACUCAAAAUGGCUAUACGUCAAAUGUUCAAGUUUCAUGUGGUUGCCAAACACAACCUGCAACAACGACACCUCAAAGUUCUUGUAAUUGUAAUACUCAAAAUAUUAUUAUUAAUCCAAUACAACAAUGUAUGAAUAAUUGUCAAAAUACAUGUCAUGAAACAUGUGUAUCAAGUCCUUCUGUUUCAAAUAAAAAUGCUUGUGCUUCUGCAUGUUCUAAUACAUGUCAAAUUACAUGUAUUAAAUUUUCUAUUCCAUUAGGAGGAGGAUCAGGAACAAGAACAACUACCACAACAACUACCACAACAACACCAUCACCUCAAAAUAAUUUAUUUUUGAUUUCUAUUCAAAAAGUUUCAUGUGAAAAUAAUUGCCAAAAUACUUGUGGUACAAAUAAACAAUGUAAUCAACAAUGUUUAAGUGUAUGUGCCUGUGAAACAAAAUGUCAGACAGGAUGUACUACAAAUAAUAUAGCUACUGUAGAUUCAUGUAUUCCAGCAUGUCAUAAUGCAUGUUUAAGUAGUCAAAAUCAAAAUCAAAUUCAAGUACAAGUUUCAAAUUGUCAAUCAUCUUGCCAAAAUCAAUGUUCUUCAUCAAAUAGUAAUACAUGCCAGUCUCAAUGUAAUAAUCAAUGUAAAUGUCAAAGUGCUUGUAUUAAUAGUUGUACAAGUCAGGAUAAUUCUAAUAAAUAUUGUCAAUCUUCUUGUGAAAAUACAUGUAAUGCUAUUAAUGCUUAUGUUAUUACACUUCCAAAAGCUACUACACAAGCACCAACAAACAAUUGCCAAUCUGGUUGCCAGAAUCAAUGUUAUAAUAAACAAAAUCCUGCAACUUGUAUCACUAUUUGCUUACUACAAUGUGAAUCACAAGGUGGACAACAUAUAACAACAACAACAACUACUACUACUACACCCGCUCCAAUUUCAUAUGAAUGUACUUCUAUUUGUAUUAAUACAUGUAUUCCAUCAUGCAUUCAAAAUACACAACCACAAGUUCAAUCACAAUGUGCUCCAAAAUGUAAUGAUGUUUGUCAAGAUCAAUGUGGUCAAGAAAAUGCUAUUGCAGCUAUAGUUAUUGCUUGUAUACAAACAGUAACUUCAUCGUGCUCAUGUCCACAAAAUUAUUUCCCAUGUGCUGAUAAUACUCAAUGCUGCAGACGCUGA